Messenger RNA from Morchella importuna, 2091 nucleotides. RefSeq lists its product as uncharacterized. Lineage: Eukaryota; Fungi; Ascomycota; Pezizomycetes; Pezizales; Morchellaceae. The coding region runs from base 1 to 2091 and encodes 696 amino acids. The record is from RefSeq and is a predicted model, not a curated record. The transcript has 3 exons.
AUGUUUGGCUCCGAGUUUGACUUUAAGCGCACCACUCCGCUACACGACGAGGAAGAAACACCCUCGGAGGAUCCCGACUCGUACUCGGACGAUGGCUACACCCUCCGCGACUCUUCGUUCGAGGAGCAGCCCCCCGGCAGCGAGAAGGUAAAAGAUGAGGUGGGCUUUGGGCCUCAGGUGAGGAAGAACCCGAGGCGGUCGUGUGCGGUCUACUUCUUGCUCUUUACGUGUGGGCUGUUUGUGUUUACGCUGCUGGCCCCGAGGGGCUUCUAUAGCGGUAGGCUUAGGAGGCCUUCCUGGGCGGUGGGGGUGGAGGAUGCGAUUGAGGGGGGGGAGGAGGAGGGGGCGGGGGCGCCGUUGGACGUGUUUCAGGUGUAUCCGCCGGUGAGGGUGGGGGCGGAGUUCUUGCCAGCGUCGUAUGAGGGGAGAGGGAGGGAGUGUAGUGUUGUGCUGAUGGAGCAUGAGUUUGGGUGGAGUUAUGGGAAGCCUUUCGUUGGGAACUAUGCACCGCCAAAGUGCAGAUGGACGCAUGUGCUUUUUAACCUCACCAUGACGUCGAAAGGGAGGCAGUUUGAUAGGCUUGCCAUGCUGUUUCUUGGGGAUGUUGAGGUCUUCCGGACGAGUACCGCAGAGCCUACGCAGGCUGGAAUUAUCUUCAACUACAUGAAAGACAUGACCGCCUACACUGCCCUCCUCAGCCAGCCCCAAAAGCUGAUCUUCGACCUUGGAAACCUCGUCGACUCCACCUACACCGGGACCUUCACCGCAACCCUCACCGCAACCUUCUACACCCCACCCACCACCUACCCCACCCGCCCCCCGCACAACUCACCAUCAGGCCCCGCAACCCACAUCCUCCCCAUCUCCUCCCUCUCCUCCACUGCCAACCAACCCUCCCACUUCCUCCUCCCCCGCGACCGCGCCAGCACACGCCUCACCCUCCCGCCCAACACCAUCCGCGCAACCGUCUCCCUCUCCGCCUCCGGCAACGCCGACGAGGAGUUCUGGUACACAAACGUCCCCACCGCAUACACGCACACCUUCCCGGCCACGCCCCUCCCCGGCGCAUCCCCCUUCCGCGAGAUCCAGCUCCUCAUCAACGGCGACAUCGCGGGCGUCGCAUGGCCCUUCGCAGUCAUCUACACCGGCGGCAUCAACCCCGCGCUCUGGCGCCCCAUCGUUGGCAUCGCCGCAUACGACGUCCCCGAAUACAGCAUCGACAUAACCCCCUUCCUACCACUCAUCCUCGGCUCCCCGGCAACAUUCGAGAUCCGAGUCGUCACCGCCGACGACCCCGCGGAGAGCAUCGCAAACGACUGGAUCGUCUCUGGCCGCGUCUUUGUGUGGACGGACCCCAAGGAGGACUGGAUCACCACGGGGGCGCUGCACACAAAGUCCCUCGAUGCAACGGCGUUCACGGCGAUAACGCGGCUCACAGCGGAGGACGAUGGGGCAGUGAAUAAGACGCUGUACCACCGCAUCACGGCGCAGCGCGCGCUCUCGUUCACAGCGACGAUUAAUACCUCCGCUGGCCCGCGCGCUGCGGCGUGGUCGCAGGGGCUUAGCUACGUGAACACGAACCGGCUUAGCGCCGGCGGCGCGACGCAGGAAGUUGAGCAGGUUACGCAGGGGAGCGCGGCGGGCGCGGCGGGGGGCGCGAGUACGUUCCGGUGGCCGCUGAGUGUUAAUACGACGUUCUUGGUGGACGCGGAGCGGGGGAAUUUUACGAUUUGGGCGGGUGUGGAGCGGGGGGUGGAGGAGAGGGGGGAGGGGGCGGUGUUUCGGAGGAGGGGGAGUAUGGAGACGGCGCAGAGUGGGGCGGCGAUGUGGAGGAGUGGUAAGGGGGGGUGGGGGGUGACGGAGCAGGAGAUGGUGUGGACGGGGACGCCGGGGGAUGCGGAGGGGGUGGGGGGGUAUGGGAGGAGGGUGAAGGCGGAGGAGGGACAGGUGGUGCGGGAUUGGGAGUGGGUGAAUGGGAGGAGGGUGUUGGGGGAUUUGGGCGUGGUGGAGGGUGAGGGGCUGGGUGGGGAGAUGGGGUUUGUGGACGAGGGGAGGAGUGUGAGGAGUUUUUUGGGGAGGGGGCCGGGGUAG